GCAGAACUGUCACCGGAAACUCUGCCAUCUUUCCGAUUCCUGUCCAGAGACCCGCACCACUUCACCUCAUCAUAAUGCCAAAAUCAAAGGAAGUGCUGUCUUCCACAUCUGGAAGUGACUCCGACAGUGAAGUGGAGACCAAGGCAAAGAGAAAGAAGUCAAGUGCACCAGAGAAAGCAGCCAAGAAACCAAAGAGUGGAGAGAGCUCCAAGCCAGGUGGCUCAUCCAAGGGCAGCAGUAAUGCUGAUGACAACAUGUUCCAGAUUGGAAAGAUGAGAUAUGUCAGCGUCAGGGACUUCAAAGGUAAAGUCCUGAUUGACAUCAGAGAGUACUGGAUGAACCAGGAUGGGGAGAUGAAGCCGGGAAAGAAAGGUAUCUCCCUGAAUCCUGAACAGUGGAACCAACUGAAGGACCAGAUUUCAGAAAUCGAUGAUGCCAUUAAGAGAAUAUAAGCAUUCCUGUCAGUGUUAUCUGUCGGCUCACCCGUUUUGUAAAAAGCCUGGGAUUGUUUUUUACUUGUUUAAUUUGUAGUUGUAUAGCUCCAAUGUCAUCUGCAUACUUAUGUGUUUGUGUGAAACUUGUGUUUGAGCUGUUGUAGUGAAGGUGUGUGUGGAUGAGUAGGUGAUCGAUCAUCACAGCUGGUGGGAAGGGUUCGUCAAUACAGUGAUGUUUUUGUAUCAAAUAAUAAAAAUGAGGCACUAGUUUAAUAUUGUUGUUCAGUUAAUGUUGAAGUUUGUGUUCAAAGUUUGACCCUCAUGUAAAUAGAAAUGAUAAGCCUGCUUCAGCUGACCUUUGUUUUAUAUAGUACCCAAUAUUCAUGUCUGAGAGACAAGCCCAGACUGUUGCGCUGUACUUUUAGGUAAGUAGAUUCAGAUCUGGAAAAAUAAAAGAUCCCAUUUAACAGA
This is a messenger RNA of Seriola dumerili (greater amberjack), 905 nucleotides long. RefSeq names its product SUB1 homolog, transcriptional regulator (gene sub1). The record is from RefSeq and is a predicted model, not a curated record. Gene Ontology annotation, cellular component: transcription regulator complex; nucleus. The transcript is spliced from 5 exons. The coding region runs from base 75 to 452 and encodes 125 amino acids. Gene Ontology annotation, biological process: positive regulation of transcription initiation by RNA polymerase II. Gene Ontology annotation, molecular function: DNA binding; transcription coactivator activity. NCBI's taxonomy places the organism in Eukaryota, Metazoa, Chordata, Actinopteri, Carangiformes, Carangidae.